AUGGCUGCCGCCGCCAUACCAACGGUCGCUGAGCUGGCCGUUAUGGAGGAGAAGAAACGGACGGCAGCCAAAGUGGUGACGACGCUGUUCCCGCGCAUCCCGAAGGUGACCGCAGUGCUGCUCGAGUUCUUUAUCCGCCGCGAAAGCCGAGUGGAGCUGAGCCGCGAGCCCUUGUCCCACUUCUGUGAGGAGGAAGUGGUGCUGGCCGCACAGGACGUGCUCGAGAAACUCAACCGCCAGGUCAUCACCUAUCAAGACAUCCGCGACACGGCCGAGAACCUCAUCGGACUGCACAGCAUGUCCUACAAGAAGGCGCAGGACAUCGCCAAAGAGCUUGGCGAAAACAUUCGGAAGCUGACCAUCAUAGUGGGCGAGCUGGCCACGUCGCUGGAGAAGGUGUCGGACGUGCCACCCACCGACUGGAUGGCUGUCGGCGACACCAUCGUGUCUAAAACGGAAAAGCUCAACCUGGCUGAGAUCGCACCCUUUUGGACGUACAUCCCUAAAAUGAAAGACUUCCUAUCCAUAAAGCUGCUCGGUGCCGGAGGGUUCGGCGCCGUCUACAAAGCGGCUUACAGGCCGACGAACCUUAUCUGCACGAUCAAACUGGUGGCCUGUGACCGCUUCCAGAGGCACAAGCAGGCUUGCAUCGACAAGGUGGUCGCCUCGGUCAUCAGGAGUCCCUUCCUGGUCAAGUAUUACGCCUGCUUCUCCACUCGCGAGGCCUACGUGACCGUAAUGGAGUACAUAUGCGGGGCAGAUCUGAUGCGAGUGGUGGACAAAGCGGUGUAUUUGGCCACCGAGGAGUGCCGUAUUGUCAUGGCGCAGCUGGUCCUCGCGCUGGAGCACAUGCACCUCAGAGGCCUGCUGCACAGAGAUAUCAAGGUUUCCAACAUGCUGAUCAUUCCUGGCGGUAGAGUAAAGGUCAUCGACUUCGACACCAACAAGGUUUGCAUCGGCCACUUCUCCAAGCGUGUCUGUAAGGGCUACUUCUCGAAGACGGCGUUCGAGUUUCACGACGGCGAGUCGGCGGGCACCGUGCCGUACAUGGCGCCCGAGAUCCUCAAGCGGCGGCCGUACGGGCGCGCCUGCGACUGGUGGUCGGCCGGGGCCACCAUGUACAAGAUGAUGACGGGACGCGUGCCCUUCCGCGGUGAAACGAAGGAGGAGCUGAGCGACAAGAUCAUCAACCAGCCGCUUAGGUGGCCUAAGGUGGAAGAGCACCCACACUCAGCCACGCCCGAGGCCAAGGACAUGGUCUUCAAGAUGCUCAAGAAGAACCCCGCCGAGCGCUUGGGCUCAGCCACGUACGCCGAGAUCAAGGGCCACCCUUUCUUCAGCGGCUUCAACUGGAAGCGCCUGUCCAGCACCAAAGAGCUCUGCCACAUCCCCGCCAUCGGUGACUGCAUGACCCGCAAGAAGGAGGCUGGCAAGCCGGACCGACUAAGUAAGCACCGCUUCGGCUAG
Rhipicephalus sanguineus (brown dog tick) is the source of this 1467-nucleotide messenger RNA. RefSeq names its product microtubule-associated serine/threonine-protein kinase 2. Lineage: Eukaryota; Metazoa; Arthropoda; Arachnida; Ixodida; Ixodidae. The record is from RefSeq and is a predicted model, not a curated record. Gene Ontology annotation, molecular function: protein serine/threonine kinase activity; ATP binding. The coding region runs from base 1 to 1467 and encodes 488 amino acids. The transcript is spliced from 6 exons. Gene Ontology annotation, biological process: intracellular signal transduction; peptidyl-serine phosphorylation.